AGGUUGCCUGGGAAACGGCCGCAUGGCAACAGGAUCAGAGCCGGGGGGUUGUCUGCUGCUAGCUCUGCUCCCGUUUCCUCACUAGUCACUAGAUGGUGUGCAAGCCACUGGAGAGUCGGCUUCCUCCCGCGGUCAGGUUCCGUUCAAAACAAAGCUGGGAUACUACACGGAACGCCAUUUCUCGGGGUUUUCGAAGAGGAUUAUUAUAUUUUCAUCCAGAUAUUUAUAUUUUUAUUUUUGAUAAGGGCGCGGAUCGUGCUCCACUCGGCGGUGAUGGACAUAAUGAUUGCAGUGCAGGAUGCGUGCGUCUCCGGUCAGUGGCUCACCGCUAUAAUUCUCAGUCUUUGCUGCUUUUUACCGUCGUGUUUGCCCGCUGGACAAACUGUGGACUAUGCGUCCAGCGAGAGUGUGGUCAGCAGACAGGGAGACACCGCGCUGCUCAGAUGCUACCUGUUGGAUGGAAUCUCAAAAGGAGCAUGGUUGAAUCGUUCCAGUAUCAUUUACGCAGGGAAUGACAAGUGGUCAGGGGAUCCUCGCGUGUCCAUCGUAUCAAAUGUGGGGGAUAAACAUGAAUACAGCUUACAGAUACAGAAAGUGGAUAUAACGGACGAGGGCUUGUAUACCUGUUCGAUACAAAGUGAACGUAAUCUACGCCCAAAGCUCAUCCAGUUAAUUGUAAAAGUUCCUCCCAAAAUCUAUGACAUUUCAUCGGACAUUACGGUAAAUGAAGGCAGCAAUGUUUCACUCAUCUGCUCAGCCAGUGGGAAACCAGAGCCCAAAAUCUCUUGGAAACACAUCUCCCCAUCAGCCAGGAAGUACGAAAGUGGGGAGUAUUUAAAUAUCACAGGCAUCACUCGGGAUCAAGCAGGGGACUAUGAGUGCGGCGCUGAAAACGACAUUGCUUCACCCGAUACCAAGACCGUGAGAGUCACAGUCAACUUUCCUCCAGCAAUUCAUGAGAUGAGAAGUCAUGGGGUCCGACCCGGUCAGAUUGCCCUGCUGAGAUGUGAGGCAGCAGCAGUCCCCUCUCCAGUCUUUGAGUGGUACAAGGGAGAGAAAAGGAUUAACAUGGGCCAAGGAAUAGACAUCAAGAACCUCAGCUCCAGAUCAGUUCUCACAGUAAAGAACAUGACACAGGAUCGCUAUGGCAACUACACCUGUGUGGCCGUCAACAGGUUGGGAACAGCCAACGCCAGUGUGCCUCUGAUUCCAAUUAUUGAACCCACAACAACUAGUGCUGUCUCAAGUCCAGCACCCAACACCGCUCCGUAUGGAAGUACAGGAGGCGCUGAAGUCCUGCUGGCCUGCCGGUACCUGAUCCUGGCUCUCUCCUCUCUCAUCAGUAUUUACUAGACCUGGGGAUGGCCAUACACAAUGACUGUAUAGAACCCUUUUGAGCAUUUACAGAUCCUUUGACAUUGCUGAUGGCUGGAUCCAAUCUGGUACAGUGUGUUUGGAAAGCAGCGAGGGAUUUAAUCAGCAUUGCUUAUGUUAGGAUGGCAAUUUUCUUCUGUGGUGUUUGUCAUCAUGUAAAUACAUAAUGGUUUUAGAGGUUUGGGUUUCUUUCUCUUGUCUUAUUUUCUAUUCUUUUCUUUUCCUGAUUUCCCAAUUUGUGAAUCAGCACACAUUGUCCCCUUUGAAUGCUCACAAAUUAGCUGAAAGCACACUUUGGAAAAGUGAGGGUGUGUGACAUUAGUGUCUUUGUUAUUGUAAAAGGAAAGACACCGUAGUGUGCCACCUUGCUCUCUGUGCUGGUACAUCAUUCUCAUACCCAUAAACCCGGCAAAGUGUUUAAGUAAUGUGGUUUUUGCCAAGCUCAUUUAAAUCCAGUGAACCGAGAAACACUGUUUAGGAUUUCACAAAGGAGAGAUAUUGAAUUUGAUAUCAGAAGUGAUACAGUCAAAGGUGAAGUGAACAACUGAAGAGCAACUUUAGUUUAAUACGCUAAUGUGCAGGGUUUUUCCACUGACAGUGAAAUAUGAUUAUGGACCAAAACUACAGCCAUACCUCAAUGGUUUAGACCUCUGGGCUAUAGACUCCAAUUGCAUUUAACUGAAUUAUGCAGAGUACGAUCAUCAACCUUUCAGUACGAUCAUCAACCUUUCUAGUUAUUCUAGAAAUACAUAAAUUAGUUGUUUUACUGCAGGAAAAAAUCCUAGAUUGCACUCGAGAUUAAAAUAUGUAAAUGUAUGAGAUAAAUUUGCCACUUGUAAAACUAUUUGUGAGCCUAAUUGUAAAAUUACAGUGAGCCUCAUACAGUGGUCAAAAGGUUCUAAAACAGAAAAGCAGAGUUACAGAGCUGACCUUUCUGCCCCGAGGGUCUUUACAAUGAGAGCUCUAAUAUAAAAAAGGAAUGGAGAAAAUGCCUGUUUUGCAUUUGAGAUUAUAUAACAUUUUAUAUAUAUAUAUAUAUAUAUAUAUAUAUAUAUAUAUAUAUAUAUAUAUAUAUAUAUAUAUAUAUAUAUAUAUAUAUAUAUAUAUAGCACAUAAAAGACAUUCUUUAGUUGUCAGCAUGCAAAAUAAUGUAACAGGCCUAUCCAAAGUAAAAACUGGAGGGAAAGCAUUAGAAAGUGUGUCAUAUUUGAUGUGCACUUUGAUUAAAUGACGAAUUUAUGAACAGUGUCUAAUGGAACUGAUCAUUCAAAUCAUUAUUGUUUUUUUUCUUUAAUUUUAUGCAGUAUGUUUUAUGGUUGUAAUAAUUUGAACAAGAUUUUUCUAAUGUAUUAACAUAUUACCUGCUUUGCUUCUGUCAGUGUGAAAUAGUUUUGAAUAGGGAAGCAGAAAAAAAAGAAUAUGCACUUCCCUUGUGGGGACAACAUGAAACUUUCAAGUGUGGAUCCAAACAUGUGAAUGAAUAUUAUUUCAAAAUACGUAUGCAGUAUGGCAUAGUUUACAAUGUUGUCUUUUUUUUUAUUUUAGAUGCCACAACUGUUGUUGAUUCUUGUCAAACGAGUAGAAGUUGGAAAAAAGAACCGUUUGUAAUCAAAUAAUCUACUUUUAACUCAGAGGGUGUGAACCAGUCAUACGGUAAUAUAGAAAACGAGUCACAUGUGUGUAUAUUCAAAGAAAGUAGAAUUAAUUUUAUCUUAUUGGUAGAGCCAGUGUCUAGGUUUAGUUUAACCUCUACCCUAGUUCCCACACACUUAUUGUAUACUAAGAUGUGCAGAAUUAUAAAUGUGCUGCAUGUCAAAUUAAUAUGUAUGUUAAGGUGGCCACUUACCAUAAAUUGAUAAUUUGAGAAAAAAAAAAACAGUUUCGAGGCUGCUUUGACUUAAUGAGAUGUGUUCCACACUACUGAACAUCACUUGGCCUGUCUGUUGAGCUACGAUGAAAUGUUUUUUCUUUGUGAAAAUCAUCACAGACUCAUUUCUGCUCAGUGUGCAAUACUGGGUCCUUUCCUAUGGACUAUAUUAAGGCUAUUUGGUUAAGGUGUGACAAGUUUACAUUCUUUUGUUUUGUAUAUUAUUUCUUGCACAAACUAUAUUUUCAGUGACAGGAAGAGACUGAAUACUUCACACUUACAACAAAUAUAUUCUGUUGUACUCAGUCACAGAAUAAUAUAGAUUUUACUUAUACGUCCCUUUCCGUAUUACAGACCUGAAAGCCUCAAAGAUCAAACCGAGGGAUGUUUAAAUAUUCAUCGCUGUGAAGGCCUGGCUCUCGCCGUUGUUAUGUAAAAAGUAACAUUGCACUUGCUUAUCAUUACCACAAACCUCCAUAAUCGCAGAUUAACACCAAUCACUUUGACAGUUAAAAAAGCUGCAUUUCAUUUCAACAUGAAAUAACAUUUUGAGUCAACUCUAGAAGCAAGUACUGUAUAAAAUGUGCCUUUAAAAGUAUUCAUUGAUAUGAUCUGUUGCCAUUCCGUGUCGAUUGCCAUGUCUAAGCCUAAUAAGCAUUUGCCAUGCAUACCAGACAAAUCAGUGUUGUGCAGUAUUUCUGGCUUCUUUCAGUCCAAACUAAAAGCUAAUGAAAGAUUCUAGACGCUUUUUUUUAUGUCUACCAAUUUUGAGUUCCAUAAAGAUAUAAAGUAGCACAUGCUCUUUUAAUAAAUAUUGUGAAUGAAACGUUAACAAAGAGCUCAUUAAAGCAUCAUUAAAACUGCAUAAGUGGAUAUCAAGAUAAAAAAAGCAGACAAGAGCAUUCAUGCAUGCAUAAUUCUCCUGAAAGUUACAGCCUUUCAAAAGAGUCUGUAAAUAACAGGCAAAUGUGCUGCAAAUUUUCACUCUUAGCAUCUAAUGACUUGAUAAUCACAUUCCUGGACAUGCAUUAAUAUUCAAUGAAAUUUCUCACGUGAGCCAAGCACUCAUACGCAGAGUUGUGACAGGUAAGCGGAACUUGCGUGGUGCCAGUGGUCAUGAAAACCCGGUAGUCCAGUGCUAUUUUCAAAUGGGUUCAAAUUAUUGCAAGCAGCACGGUAUGUUUUGUCCCGAGGAGACCCCUUGGGUUCUAACACCUUCCCAGAGUACUCGCCAUGUGAUAUGAGGCAGUCAUUUUGGUACUUUUUUAAAUCCUAUGAGCACAUAUCAGUAAAAAAAAUCUUUGGUGGAUGUGUAACCACCCGUGUACGGUCCAAAAAAACCAAACAUUUGAGAUACUUCAUCUCCUAUCUCGAGUGAAGCUGCUGGCAAGACAAAAUGAAGGUGGUAGGCAGUAUUUUUUUUUUAAUGAUUAAAAACCUGCCAGCUCCAUCUCUGUCUUGGCCAGACUCUUUUGAAAGUCGGUUUGAGAGUGCUGUGUGUGCGGUCAGGGGAGGUGAUUCUUCUGACCUGGCAGUUAAUAAAAUUCUUCCUGUGCCUUUGUCAGUUUCUGGAGGAUGAUUUUGUGGAGUGCUGGAGGGUGCUGCAUUAACCAGCUGUGAGCGCUCACUCUCCCAGCAGCACUAUGGCUGGGCUGACGGUAAUCUACAUAAACCUCUGUCCUUUUCAGAAUGCUUGGCAGUAAUUGCAGUUUUGCAGCAUUCUAAUUGACUCCAUGGAGCACCAUAAAGAACAAAACCUAUAAUCCUUUGCAAAGUCCUUUUGGUUUUCAGCCAUUGUGUUAAACCUUCAAAUGAUACGAAACUGAUGACAAAUGAAGUGGCCGCCAUGACUGUACUUAGCUGGUAGGAACGUUCAUUGGCAAAAUAUUUGUCUGGAUAAUAAAGUGGCUGCCAAAACGAGAAUGAGUGAAUUCUAAAGCUUUUUUUUUUCUUCUUCGCCAUGAAGUGUUUGUCAGCCCUCUCACUCAUUAUUUUCAUUGAGCUGGAAAAUAAGUUAGCCAAGCACUGAUGCAGUGGUUCUGAUAAUGCUAAGGUUUUAGCAGAGCUCUCUUACACUGAGCUCUGUUUGAAACCACCGAUUGUGUCUCAUCAGGAGAAAUGUUUAACGUGAAAAGCAAGGGAUCAAUUUAGAAUGCAAGUCCAGGAUUUUAUAAAAACACACCGUUCUCUUUUAUUCACUGUUAUGUCUCAUUAGAUGUUGGUUGGCCUGGUAAUUGUUGCUAGCUGUUUUGAAUGGCAUGGGCUAUUUGUGUUGACAUUGUUCAUAUCUUAAGCAGUUAUUUUGUGAAGUGGAAUAAGUCCACCAGUGAAACCAACCGUCUGCUUCUGAGUAAUUGAGCAGAAGAGGACACCCACCAGAACGAUCCAAAUUUACACUAAUUCUUUUUGGAAACAUUUGGUGAGCUUUGGUUACUUUUAGUAUAUACAUGUUUGUUUGAUUUCGGUACUUUUUAUUUUGUUUUGUUCAAUUUGGUGACUAAGUAAAAUGGACAUUGUAACCAUAUUGGGAUGGCUGUAAUUUUAUUUCCUCAACUCUUGAAGCUGAAAUUUCUGUGAUGCGAAAUUUGAAAUGGUCAUCUUUACUUACAUGUGUAUGGAGAUACUUUACCCGCCAGGGAUAUAGUUGUAUAUUUUAGGCUCUAGAUUACUGGAAUGACAUAUAUGGCUUUAAGUGGCAUUGAUAUAUAUUGAUAUUUGUCAAGAAAAAAAAAAGAAUCAUAUACUUUAAUUACUUUAAAGCUUACAUUGUGUAUAGCACGUAUGCAAGUUCAUUUUCAUCAUGUUUGAUGUAAUUUUGUAGCAGUGGUUUGAUACUAAUAAAGUUGGAAGUUGGUGAUGGAACUCUGAAA
Molecule: messenger RNA, 6111 nt
Organism: Carassius carassius (crucian carp)
Lineage: Eukaryota; Metazoa; Chordata; Actinopteri; Cypriniformes; Cyprinidae
Product: neuronal growth regulator 1-like
Exons: 8
Coding region: 274-1353 (359 amino acids)
Biological process (GO): cell-cell adhesion
Cellular component (GO): cell-cell junction
Molecular function (GO): cell adhesion molecule binding
Source: RefSeq, a predicted model, not a curated record